UUUUUUUAAUAAAUGAAGUCUAAAUUUUUAUUGGGUUUUGCAAUUUCCCUUAUCUCUUCAACCGCUUAUAAAUGCAGCAAUCAGCCUCAACAAUUCCCCAUCAAUCCCUUCUACUUCUAGGCUUCUAGCACAUAAAAUUGUAUAGAGCUUUAAAAGAAAACAAACAAAAAAAAAAUCGAGAAUUUAUUCAGAGUUCUAUCAUGGCUGCAUCUUACUCAGUCCCUUCAAUGAUUAUGGAGGAGGAAGGGAGGUUCGAAACGGAAGUGGCGGAGGUGCAAUCGUGGUGGAACUCGGAGCGGUUCAGGCUGACGCGCCGCCCCUACUCCGCCCGCGACGUGGUGGCGCUGCGCGGCCACCUCCGGCAGAGCUACGCCUCCAACGAGCUGGCGAAGAAGCUGUGGCGCACGCUCAAGACGCACCAAGCCGACGGCACCGCUUCUAGAACCUUCGGGUCUCUCGACCCGGUUCAGGUAACCAUGAUGGCGAAGCACCUCGACACGAUCUACGUGUCGGGGUGGCAGUGCUCGUCCACCCACACGAGCACGAACGAGCCGGGCCCGGACCUCGCGGACUACCCGUACGACACCGUUCCGAACAAGGUGGAGCACCUCUUCUUCGCGCAGCAGUACCACGACCGGAAGCAGCGGGAGGCGCGGAUGAACAUGAGCCGCGAGGAGCGGGCCCGGACCCCGUUCGUGGACUACCUCAAGCCGAUCAUCGCGGACGGGGACACCGGGUUCGGGGGCGCCACCGCCACCGUCAAGCUGUGCAAGCUCUUCGUGGAGCGCGGCGCCGCCGGGGUGCACAUCGAGGACCAGUCCUCGGUCACCAAGAAGUGCGGCCACAUGGCCGGGAAGGUGCUGGUGGCGGUGAGCGAGCACAUCAACCGGCUCGUGGCGGCGCGGCUGCAGUUCGACGUGAUGGGGGUGGAGACGGUGCUCGUGGCGCGGACCGACGCCGUCGCGGCGACGCUGAUCCAGACCAAUGUGGACACCAGGGACCACCAGUUCAUCCUCGGGGCCACCAACCCGGCCCUCCGCGGGAAGGCGCUGGCCACCGUGAUGUCGGAGGCGAUGGCGGCCGGGAAGACGGGGCCGGAGCUGCAGGCCAUUGAGGACAACUGGCUGGCGAUGGCGAGGCUGAAGACGUUCUUCGACUGCGUGGUGGACGCGAUCAACGCCAUGAAUAUCGGCGAAUCUGAGAAGCAGAGGAAGUUGAAUGAGUGGAUGAACCACUCUAGCUAUGACAAGUGCCUCCCCAACGAGCAGGGCCGCGAGAUUGCGGCCCGUCUCGGCUUGGGGAAUCUUUUCUGGGACUGGGAUCUGCCUAGGACCAGAGAAGGAUUCUAUAGAUUUAAGGGCUCGGUGUAUGCGGCCAUUGUCCGUGGCUGGGCAUUUGCCCCGCACGCAGACUUGAUCUGGAUGGAGACAUCAAGUCCAGAUCUGGUUGAGUGCACGGAGUUUGCGCGUGGAGUGAAGGCGAGGCAGCCGGAAACUAUGUUGGCCUACAAUCUGUCGCCGUCUUUCAAUUGGGACGCGUCGGGCAUGACGGACGAGCAGAUGGUGGACUUCAUCCCGAAAAUCGCCAAGCUAGGGUAUUGUUGGCAGUUCAUUACUCUCGCCGGUUUCCACGCCAAUGCCCUAAUCGUCGACACCUUCGCUAAGGAUUUCGCGCGUCGGGGGAUGCUAGCGUACGUCGAGAAAAUCCAAAGGGAGGAGCGGAAACACGGUGUCGACACACUUGCUCAUCAGAAGUGGUCUGGAGCAAACUACUACGAUAGGGUGCUCCGCACCGUGCAGGGAGGGAUUACCUCGACUGCGGCCAUGGGAAAAGGAGUGACGGAGGAGCAGUUUCAGGAGACUUGGACUAGGUCCGGAGCAACGAGUGUCUCUACUGAUGGCAGUGUCGUAAUAGCAAAAUCGAGGAUGUAAGGAUGCGAAAUGAGACAAGGGAAAGCUCGAAGAAAUACUCUCCAUCGAUUGUGGGAUUGAAUGGAAUAAAAUGUUUUCAAUUUUGUGAUAUGGUUUAUAUUUAUAUUGUUGGUUAAGUGGCUUUGGCGGGCAAAUAUUGGGCCCUCUCUUUAUUUAUGUAGUGAUAGUAUUUGUAUGCGUAAUCAACAUUUCCAUACCAUAAGGGAAAAAAUAUGUGUUGAUUUUCUUUCAUAAUCUAUGGUUCUUGGCUGUAUUAUUCUUGUAUUGUAACGUUGUGAAGAUCGAAUUCUUCAAUAUUAUAAGAUAUAUUUAUUUUCUUUAA
This is a messenger RNA of Salvia miltiorrhiza (redroot sage), 2253 nucleotides long. RefSeq names its product isocitrate lyase. Lineage: Eukaryota; Viridiplantae; Streptophyta; Magnoliopsida; Lamiales; Lamiaceae. The transcript is spliced from 5 exons. The coding region runs from base 201 to 1931 and encodes 576 amino acids. Gene Ontology annotation, molecular function: isocitrate lyase activity. The record is from RefSeq and is a predicted model, not a curated record. Gene Ontology annotation, cellular component: glyoxysome. Gene Ontology annotation, biological process: carboxylic acid metabolic process.